CAGUGCUUGCUUUGAAGUUUACUGUGACAAGUACUAGUAUGUGUCCCAUGAUUGGCGAACAUAAAAUUGCGUAACAUUGAGUAAACAUCACGCAACUGAACAAGACAACACAUGGAAACGUCUUUCCUUGCGGUGACAAGACAAUUUCUCCUGCCCACAGUAUUGAGAACUCUUUGUAUUCGUCGUUUCAUGGCGUAUAAAAACUCACCUAGUGCCAGUGCCAGUACCCCCAUCCCAAGUGGCAAAGGGACGGGGAUCCAACCUCAGGGAUUUGACUACUUCCUGGUUUUAGAUUUCGAGGCAACAUGCGAUAACAAAACAACACCCAAACCACAGGAAAUUAUAGAGUUCCCAGUGCUGAAGGUUUCUGGGAAAACGUUUGAGACAGAAGCGACGUUUCACACCUAUGUCCAGCCUGAGGCCCACCCCCAGCUGACCCCCUUCUGUACCGAGCUGACCGGCAUCAUACAGGACAUGGUGGACGGACAGCCAACUCUCACACAGACACUUAAGGACUUUGACAUCUGGAUGUGUGAACAAGGUCUGCUGACACCUGGAGUCUCCUCUGUGUUUGUCACCUGUGGUGACUGGGACCUCAGAACAAUGCUUCCGUCACAGUGCAGUUAUCUCAACACCCCUGUCCCUUCCUACUUCAGACAAUGGAUCAACAUAAAGAAGUCCUACAGUCAGGUGACAGGCCACUGGGGGAAGGGCAUGAUGGGAAUGUUGAGAAAUCUGGAGUUACAGCAUCAAGGCAGACACCAUAGUGGGAUAGAUGACUGCCAGAAUAUUGCAAGAAUUCUGAGAGAACUGGCAAGAAGAGGAGGGUUUUUUCAAGUUACCAGCAGGAGAUGAAAUAGAAUGAUGAUACAGAUACUUACUGACCAAUCUAAUUAUGUGCAAGCACUUUCACAAUCUACUUAACACAAUGCAAGCUAUGUCAAAAUGAAUAGUAUUUUCUUCAGUGCAUUUUUACCUUUGCCUAGAAGGUUAUGUUGUUACAAAUUAUGGUAUACAUGAUUAAAGUAAAUUAAAAUUGUAUAAAAUCAUUUACUGAAGAUGUAUAGAUUGCCUUGUACCAAAGACAACUUCAUAUUGCAAUAAA
This is a messenger RNA of Branchiostoma belcheri (Belcher's lancelet), 1105 nucleotides long. Its product is annotated as ERI1 exoribonuclease 3-like. Lineage: Eukaryota; Metazoa; Chordata; Leptocardii; Amphioxiformes; Branchiostomatidae. The transcript is spliced from 6 exons. Gene Ontology annotation, molecular function: 3'-5'-RNA exonuclease activity; nucleic acid binding. Gene Ontology annotation, biological process: exonucleolytic trimming to generate mature 3'-end of 5.8S rRNA from tricistronic rRNA transcript (SSU-rRNA, 5.8S rRNA, LSU-rRNA). Bases 112 to 855 code for a protein of 247 amino acids. The record is from RefSeq and is a predicted model, not a curated record.